AUGAUUGAUGCUGUUGCGUCCAAGAUAAUCAAGAAAUACUUGAACGAUUAUAUUGAAGACGUCAGCAAGAAUCAGCUUGACAUGAAAAUUUGGAAAGGAGACGCAAAUUUUCAAGAUUUAAUAUUAAAAAAGACUGCAUUGACUAAUAAUGGCAUACCACUUACAGUAACUAAAGGAUUAUUGAGUAAAAUUCAUGUUACAUUUCCUUGGAAGAAUCUUGCUCGUGAUCCAACCAUCAUCAAUAUCAGUGAUGUAUACAUAUUAGUUACACCAGAUGCAGAAACAGUCAUUAAGAAUGAUCUUCAAGCCGCCAACGAAGCAUUUCAUAUUGGUACUUCUGAAGAUGAAAAGAAAGCCAAUGAAAUUGCUUCAACUCUUCAUAACUUAAUCAAUACAGUUAUUGACAACUUGCACGUAAAUAUCACGAAUAUACACAUCCGACUUGAAUAUAGUCUUAACGGUGCAAAUAUCUGCUUCGGAUUUAUUAUUCCUUCAAUACGUGUUUAUUCAGUUGAUGAAAAUGGAAACGAAAUCAAAGGCAAAAAGAAGAAAGGCCAGAAUAUGAAGAAGAAUCUUGAUAUUUCAAAAGUUUCAAUUUACUUUGACACUACAGAUUUACCUAUAGAUCUUGAUAAAUUUACGGAGUUAAUGAAAGAAAAGAUGAGUGAAAACUUCCACCAAUUCAUUUUGCAGCCAUUUUCUAUCCACGCGAAUUUAACUCAUGACCGUUCGAAACACGCCCUAUUUGAAACAAUUAUAUCUACAGUAUUUGAAAACUUGCAUCUUUCCUUCGAUUUAAUGCAAUGCCAUACAAUCAUUUUGAUCAAUAGAGCUUAUGCAAAUUUCCAAAAGCAAAGAAAGUUCGCGCACAUCAUCAAACCAUCACCAGAUGAUAAAGCAAUGUUCUUUAACUAUCUCGCUAAAUGCGCAAUUGUCAAAGCAAGGCCAAACGAAUUUAAUCCGAAAUUAGCUUUAACUGUACUCAAAAACAGAAAGCAGUACUUACAGUUCUACAAAGAAAGGCAUAAGAAGCACAAAAUCAUCCAUUUGAAGAAAGAUUUAGAACAUCUUGAGAAAAAGAUCGGAACAGAAGCCUCAAACAUCCUUCGUAGGUAUUCAGAGUCCAUUAUGUUAAGAGAAAAAAGCUCCCAUAUUACAAACCAAAUCGAUAUCAACGAAUUAAAGAAAUUAGUUGAUCAAUCCGAAAAUGUUUUCCAAAUGGAAUCGAUACAAAUGGACUUCUUGAUACCCAAAUUUGAAGUUGAAAUCAAUCUUUUCCAAGGAGAACCUUUGUACAAAUUUAUCAUCGAAGGAUUGAACGGAAACAUGCAAAAUAACAGCAAGAAUGGAUUCUUACAGACAUUAACAUGCACAAUUAUCAACGCUUACUCGUUCCCUGACCAAAAAUCCGGUAAUUAUAAUCUAAAAGAUGCAAUUAACAUCUUUAAAACAGAAAAACCAUCAUUGGAGAUGUCCAAAAACGAUAAACUACUUAAUGUCAAAGUCGAUAUCAACCCAUGCACUUCAAAACUUGAUAUAAGAUCUGUCAAAAAUUUACAAUACUUUACAAGUGUCAAAAAUCCAAGUUUAAGGACACAAACAACGGCGAACAUUAUUGAUUUCGGUCAGCAGUUGCAGAUCAUCAGAUCUAUAAGAGGAAUGAACUUCAACCUCAACGUGAAAUCCUUCGAUUACACAAUGCCUUACAUUGAAAAUGAUCUUGAAAAAUUCGUCACUUUUUCAAUUGAAAAUAUUCAAUUACAAACACGCCCGUUAAACGUGACAGAAAAAUUUUUAGUUAUUACAAUAUCUAAUGAACUUACUAUUAAUUCAUUUAGAGUUGACAAUCAAUCGUUAAUUGACAAAAUGACAUUUUAUUCAAACAAUCAAUUGACAUUUGCCAAAGAUGAUUUUAAUGUUGAGUUGAAUAUCGGAUGUGGACUUAAAAACAGCAGAUUGAUAAUCAACGAAAAUUGUAUUAAUUCAUUAAACAACGCGUUGAAAUAUCAAUCAUCCGUAUUAGCAGCUUCUAAUGACCAGAAACAACCAGAACAGAAUGUUACUACUACUUACAACAUAACGAGAUUAACUUUCAUGACUAAUUUCUCUUUGAAAAAUUUCAAUGUCGAUUUAUACGAAAAAGAAAUUUUGAGAUCAAGUUUCGAAAUGAAUGACAUUGAGUGCAAUUUCACUAAAACAAGAGAUAACCAGAUGACUGAUAUAACAGUUACUGAUAUGACCGCUGAACAAUACAACACCAACUACUUGAAACUGAAGAAUACAAUCAUUUCUAUGACAAAAGACAAAGUUUUGGUUCAAUCUUCAACUCCUUUCAUAGUUUUCGACCACCUUUGGAUAAAAUUUGUCCAAAAAUCUUUCAACAAACUCAUGUCAAUCUCAGCUUCUCCACAAGAAGAAAACAAACAACAAAAACAAAACGAACCAGAAAAUUUGUCAAAUAAAAACGAAAAUUUGACAAAUAAAAAUGGAAAUUUGACAAAUAAAAAUGAAAAUUUGACAAAAGUUGAAGAAGAACCAUGGAUGUUGGAGAUUGAUAUGAAGAAGCCGGUGAUUGAGUUGGCAGCUGAUUAUGAUAAUAUUGUAUUGAACAUGGAAAAGUUUUACAUGGUUUCUGGAAAAGAGAUGACAAUAAAAAUCGACAAAAUCAGUGGAACAAGGAGAGAUAAGAUGUUUUUGAAUGAAUUGGAUAUACUAAUUGACCAAAAAAUUUCGGAAAAAGGAUAUUUGAUGAAACUAGACAUUCCUUUCUUAGAAAUUAACUUAGAUACAGAUAAAUACCACUCAAUUAUGAAUGCUAUUUAUUGGUAUUUAGAAGUUACGUAUAAUCCAAACAUUCCUCCAUCAGAAACUAUCUGGGAAUACGAAGUUUCAAUAAAGAAAAUUUCUUUGGGAGGAUAUUUAUUCUAUUCAAAGAUAUUUGAUUCAAUUCUAGAAGAUGUUUUCGUUAAAACAACAUCAAACUACAAACAAUCAAUAACUGAUGUAACAAUAGAAACCUUCAAAGGAAACUAUUUGACACAGAACCAACCAUUAUUUGUUGAUUCCCAAAACCUUAAAAUAACUUAUGAAGGAUACAAAGAAGAUGCAAAAUGUACUAUCAUUGGCGAUGUCAAACAGUUUAAUUUAACAAGAGAAGGAUUCAAUUGGUUAAUAGGAAUUCCUUUCCCUGCAACAGAUCCUCCAGAAACUCCUCCACCUCCUUAUCCAAUUGAUUUGAAUAUUAAAUUAAGCGGUUUAGAAGCAAUUUUAAUUGAUAAUGGUGUUGAAUAUUUCAAGGCAAAUACUCAUGGUGUUUCCAUGACAGGUGUUUAUAACAACGCUGUUGCUCUUGAUAUUGAUUUGCCUGAUCUAAAAACAGAAACAUCUUAUAUGUCAGAUGUCACGUUUCUUGACACUUCACUUUUGAAACUUCAUUAUGAAAACUACGCAAUAGAUUUAGUUUUCGAUGAAAUGAACUUGAAUACAGCAAUAAUUCCUCUCAAAACAUUACUUGAUAGUUUCUCACAAACAUUUUAUUGGAUGAAUAACCCGAAUUCUGAAAAUAUCGAUCAAGAAGAUUUGGGUUGGACUUUAGGUUUGUCACUUUUAUCUAAAUCAAUUCGAACAAACCUGUUCAAUUUGAAGAACGAGAAAACACUUGAUAUUUUGAUUGAAAACUUAAAGUUUUGUAUCAAAUGUGUACAAAAACAUGCUGCUGUUUCUUUGGACAAAAUCGAUGUCAAACUAGAAAAUAAUGAUGUUUUUGUUUUGAACAAUUUUAUUGCUGCUGUAUCUUUCAUUGAGAAUGACAUUCCUCCUCAAAUCGAAGAUAUAUUUGCUGAGAAACAUAUCUAUUGCAUGAGAGGUUUCGAUUUCUCAAAGAACUCUUCAACAAUGUCUGUAAAUAAUAUUUAUGUUAAAUACAGACAUCAAACAGCUCAAGCAAUCUUGGAGUGCAUUCCUUUCUCUGAUUCUCCAAAUAAGCCAAAACAAACUCUCUCGUCUACUGCUUCUUCAGAGACUUCUUCUGUUGUUUCUUCGUCGCCUUCAAAAGUCAUAUCGAAUUACCAACCAAAAGCGGUUUUGUCGAUAAACGAAAUUUCCAUUGUUUUCGUCAUUUUCGAGCCAUUGGCAAACAUCAAAGUAACAAAUGUCAACGCAGGUUUCAGCACAAUAUGGAGUGCAACUGUUGGCGGAUUAGCAAUUUCACCAGGUCUUACAAACAACUCAAUGAUUGUUUGUCCAGUUGACAAAGAAUUUUUCAGGUUCGAAAUGAAAGGCGAAGAUUUCGCAAUGUCGUUAAUCGAAAGCGAAGUUAACUUCAACUAUUCAUUUUGGCUUGGAUUACUAUCAUUUGUCAUGAGAUCUCCUUUGAUUAUGUCUGCUUACCAAUCAGAAACAAAUGAAUCAAAUGAAGAGGAAGUGAAAAGUGAAGUAAAAAGUGCCAAACCUAAUUUAUCAUUAAAAUUCAAUGCUCCUCAUUUAAGGCUGAAAUUACCAACGAAAUCAAAGAGCGGAACAAGGCAUUGGGUUAAUUUAGAGUUCAACACUUUGGUGAAGAUGUCAAGUGAUGUCUUUUCAGUCAAUGUUUCACAAUGCAAAUUAUAUAUUUCAAUAGACAAAAUCGUUUAUCCUCCAAUUUUCGAAAAUUUGUCAGUUAAAUAUGAAAACGUAACAAAAUCCAAUGGAAAAAUAUCUAAUAGAAUUGAGUUAUCUGAUUUCCUUUGGCAGAUCAGUGCUGCUGAUAUUAUUUUGUUCAAUAACAUCAGAAGCGAAGUCCAAGAAGUUGUUUCCAAAUUGAGAUUUCCACUUCCAACAAGUGCAGAAAAAGGAAAUACUUCUGUAUCGUUUAUUAAAUUCAGUUCCGGCAAUUUGCAGUUGAUUAUGUGCAGAGAUAAUAGGAGUUCCACCAAAUGCAUACCAAUGUUUAAAGUUGUCAUUCCUCCAAUCAACUUUAAACUCAGUUCUUCAUCUGAAUUCAACGCCGUGGCAAUAAACAUCAAUCCUUACACGACGUAUUUCAAUGAAACAACAGGAAACUACGACCAAAUCAUCGAGCCAAUCGAUUUGAACAUCAUCGCAGCAUUGAACGAGAACUCAGUUAAUUUCAUGUUGAAAUGCGCUGAAACAGUAAACAUCAAUUUGCCUUUGAUGGCUGUUUUACAAUACAUGAAAAUGUGGGAUGAUAUAAAGUCUGGAAUGGAUGGAGCGAUAAACUGUGAUGAUUUACCAUCAUUCUGGCUGUCAAACAGAUUGGGAGAUGAUGUACAAUACAUCAUAGCUCAGGAUGAAUCGAAAGAUGGAAUGAUAAUGAUGCUGGCUCAAGAACAAGCUAUUCCAAUUUACAAUAUUGAUAUGAAUUGUAGAAUUUCGGUUUUGUUUGGCAAAAAUUCCGUUUACUUUUCUCCAUCUAUAUUGAAUUACCCGACAUUACUUAAUGAAACAGUAUCCGCUGUCAAGAAGCCUUACAAAGGUGGAAUGAUGGUAGAAUUAUCAACACCAAGUGAAGUGGAAAAUUGCUUGGGAAUAAAUUUGAUCGUUUUUGUAAAGAACGAUAAACAAUUUGUCCAAAACACUAAACUGAGACCAGGCGAGAGAUACCAAUUGGUUUGGACAUCCCAGAAGAAGGAGACAUCAUUGAUAUUCGUUGGAGAAGGUUCAGACGCAAGUUCUGGUCAUUACGAAAUUAUUUUCUCUCCAAAAAUUGACAAACCAAUUUCUUUCAAAAUUUUCUAUAAGAAGACACAGAUUUUUGUGAGAAGAACUGCAAGAACAGACAGAGCAACAGGUCGUAGGAUCUUUGCAAUUGAGCCCUGUUGUUAUUUGACUUCUUAUUUACCAUUACCUUUGCAAGCAAUUCCUUUCGAAGGACAAAUUCCUUUGGUUUUGCAACAAGGAACUAAAACAGAGGAUUUAUUCAUCGAUACAUCACAAAGAAAGGCCAAACUCGUAAUCUCUUUGGAUGGAGACACUUUCAACACUUGGACAAUCUAUCUGAGAGAAAGAAAUCCUCAAGUUUUCUCUUUAAUCGACCCAUUAUCAAGAAAAACCGUUAAUUUGGCGGUUAGAGUUGAUGCUCCGAUAGAAAAUGAUGACAAUAUGCUCCAAAUAAACAUUUACUCGCCAUCAAUCAUUUUCUCAAGUGUCAAAAAACCGAUAACCGUCGAAACCGUUGGCAAAAAGUCACAAUCAGUUAAAGUUGAUGACAGAUUAUUUGGAAUGGUUUGUCCAGACAGUUUCGAGAGCGACAAGACAGUUGAAGCAACAAUUUUGAUGGAAGAAACAAAGAGAAGUGAACCAAUCAAUCUUUUGGUCACUCAAAAUAGGUCACUUUUCUUGAAAACCGAAAUUCCUGACAUAUUUAGACCAUUGAGAAUUGAUAUUUCACAAAAGGAUGAAUGCUCAGUGUUAACAAUAAGUGAAAUGAUCAUUGUCAAGAACUGUUUGCCGUUUUCUAUUGGUUUGCAACCGAUUUUGGAAAUUCCGAAAUCAUUUACAGAAUCAGAAGAAGAAAACUCCAAAAACUUGAAGAUGCAUGGCCCAGGAAGUGUUGUUUUGGAAGGAGAAACAAAAGAAAUACAACAUGUUACACAAUCAGGAUGUUUCAUGUUGAGUGUCUUUGGUUUCUUGACAACUCCUGCUCUUUGUUUAAUAAAGAAACAAAGAACAGUUUUCAGAGUUUCUUCCGACAAAAAAUUCUUCAUCAUUGAAUUGGAAGUUUUCGAUGACGGAUGCUCAUUCUAUUGCGUUUUCAAGAAAUCCAAGUUCCCGACACCUUUCGUCAUCACAAAUGACUUGGAAGUUCCUAUUUCUGUCUAUCACAUCAUUCCUCGUCAUUCUUUCAAUGUUUAUCCACUUUCUACUUCUAUUUUUGCUUUUGAUGAACCAUUUGCUUAUCCUUGUUUGAAGAUUCUUGUCAAUGGAAAGCUCCUCAACAUUUCUUUGAUAGAAGACACUGGUUUUGUUGAGUUGAUUUCCAGCACACAAGAACAGAAGUAUUACGUGGCAAUUAGAAUGACAAGUGAAGGUUUUAGAACAGUUAUUUUGUCAGAUAAAAUCUGGGAAGAGAAAGAGAAGUUUUCGAUGAACAUUUCAUUGACAUUUGCGGGAUUUGCGAUCUCAAUGAUUGAUGAAUACAUGAGAGAACUGUUUCUACUUUCAUUGAAUGAUGUUUCAGGAUCAUUUGAUUCAGGAGCUAAAGGAAGUUGCCUCAAAAUCAAAGUGAAUGAAAUGCAACUCGAUGAUCAACACACAUUCAGUGAAACACCAAAUGUUUUGUCAGGAAGAAUGAAUGGAAAAACUCCUUUCUUCCAAAUGGAAAUGGUUCUACCACCAAAUAUUCUUAUGUUCACAAGUUUCGACUAUUUAAGAAUCAAUAUAGAGAGAAUUGAUGCAAAUCUUGAUAUCAAUUUCUUGGCAGAUGUUUAUAAUAAUUUAAGUGUUUUGUUGGAACAAAUAAGUUACAAGAUUGAACCAAAAUUACCUCUACAAAACACUUCAUCUGUUUCUAGAUCUGCAAAUGUUUCAUGGCUUGAAGUUUCUCCUAUCUUCAUAUAUACGGCGUUUAGAACUUCAUCGAAUAGACCAUGUGAAACAAAGAAGUUCCCUUAUUCCAGUUUCAUUCCAAGUAUUUCAGGAGUUUUUGAAAUUCCUGGUGUUUUGUUGGGCCAAGUUUCUGACACUUUACAAAAUAUUAUUGACAAAAUAUCAGGUGAUUUCAAAACAGAAGUUUUCAAGCAGUUCAUUAAAAUGCUUGGCUUCAGUGGCUCUAUUUUAGAUGGUCUUGGAGUCAGUCAAAGAAUUGCUGAAUAUUUAGGAAUCAAAAUGGUUUCUGAACUUAAUUCCGAAGAAGAUGAAUCAUCCAAAUUAUCUCAGAACACAAGCGAUGUCUACGAGAACAGAGUGAAUGUCAUUGGAGUGUUCAGCAAAGAGAGUUUGGAGCUGAUCAGUAGAAGAGCAAAUUACUUCAGAGCAAUGCCAAGUGAAAUCAUUUCUGUUCUGAUGGAAAACAAACACAUCGAAAAUCUCCAAGUAAAAAGAGUUGGAAGAGGUGUUUUCGGUGUUUGGAACGAGCCAAGCGAUGCAGAAGAUAAAACAGCAGUUGUGUUGAAACAAAGAAGACUUCCAAGAGCAUUUCCACUCAAUAAAAUCGAGAAAUACUCAACAGAGGCAAGUACUAUGCAAAACAAACUACAACUGGCACUUAAAAACGAGUCAGAAAACAGACAGGAAAGGAUAAGAAUGCUUCUGAAUCCACACGACGAAACAUAUGUUUGUAUCACUGAUUCCCUUUUAGUUGUAAUGAAUAAGAAUGAUCCAAAGAAAGUCAUGAGAACUUAUAUUUCUCAAGGAACAUUUUCGAUUUUGGCAAAUAACAGUGUUAAGAUCAAAACAAACAAAGGAACAACAAUUAAUAUUCCUUACCAGAGCGAAAAAGAAGCAGAAGAGACAUGCGCUUUCUUGAACAGCCAAAAGUUGGCACUUCAAAUAUUCGAAUUCUCAUUGAUCUAA
This is a messenger RNA of Trichomonas vaginalis G3, 8511 nucleotides long. RefSeq names its product regulation of parkin-mediated stimulation of mitophagy in response to mitochondrial depolarization. Bases 1 to 8511 code for a protein of 2836 amino acids. The record is from RefSeq and is a predicted model, not a curated record. NCBI's taxonomy places the organism in Eukaryota, Parabasalia, Trichomonadida, Trichomonadidae. The transcript has a single exon.